AUGGCUUGGGGGGCGUGGGGCCGGGCCCCUGGGGGCCCCGUGGGGGCUCUAACCCUGACAGCUCUGGCUGAAGGGAUCCGGACCGACCAGGGGCAGACCCCAGGCCGCUCUCCCCUCGGCCCUCAGCCGGAACACGGGCUCGAACCCGAGGUGGAAGCUGAGGGUGCAGCUGCCAUCCCCAUGGUUGGCAGUGAGGCCUGUUCCCUGCCCGGCAGGCGUCAGGUGAGUGCGGAGGGAGGGUCAGGGGACCACCCGGAGGAAGACCCCCCGAGUCCCUGGGGGCAGGGGGCCCUCGCCGACCUGGCGGUGUACACGGCUGCCUGCCUGGAAGAGGCUGGCUUUGCGGGAACCCAGGCAACUGCACUCACGCUGUCCUCAGCUCUGGAGGCCCGGGGGCAGCGUCUGGAGGACCAGGUGCACGCCUUGGUGCGGGGACUGCUGACACAGGUGCCCAGCCUGGCCGAAGGGAGGCCCCGGCGGGCGGCCCUCCGGGUGCUGAGCGCGCUGGCCCUGGAGCACGCUCAGGAGGUGGUGUGUGCGCUGCUGCCGAGCUCGCUGCCCCCGGACCGGUGCUCGUACCCCCAGGCAGCAGCUGAGCUAUGGCGCAGCCUGAGCCGGAAUCAGCGCGUGAACGGGCAGGUGCUGGUCCAGCUGCUAUGGGCACUGAAGGAUGAAGCGGGGCCUGAGCUGGAGGCCUUGGCGGCCACGCGGGCCCUCGGAGAGAUGCUGGCCGUGUCUGGCUGUGUGGGUGCCACGCGGGGCUUCUACCCACACCUUCUGCUCGUGCUGGUCACACAGCUCCACCAGCUGGCACGGCGUGGGCACUCUCCUGACACCCCGAAGGGGUGGGCCCCAUUGCACCGAGGGCCACCGCACAGCCACGCCAGCUGCGCCGUGGAGGCCUUGAAGGCCUUGCUCACCGGGGAUGGAGGCCGUAUGGUGGUCACGUGCAUGGAGCAGGCUGGAGGCUGGAGGAGGCUGGUGGGAGUCCACACCCACCUAGAAGGCGUCUUGCUGCUGGCCAGUGCCAUGGUAGCGCACGCGGACCACCAUCUGCGGGGCCUGUUCGGGAGCUUGUUGCCGCGGCUGCGCAGCCCCGACGACACGCAACGCCUCACGGCGAUGGCCUUCUUCACCGGGCUGUUGCAGAGUCGGCCCACAGCAAGGCUCUUGCGGGAGGAGGUCAUCCUGGAGCGGCUCCGGGCCUGGCAGAGCGACCCUGAGCCCACGGUGCGCUGGCUGGGCCUGCUGGGCCUCGGCCACCUGGCGCUGAACCGCGGGAAGGUGCGGCACGUGAGCAAGCUGCUGCCCGCGCUGCUGGGUGCGCUAGGCGAGGGCGACGCGAGGCUCGUGGACGCCGCGCUGGGCGCGCUGCGGAGGCUCCUGCUGCGGCCUCGGGCGCCCGUGCGGCUCCUGAGCGCCGAGCUGGGGCCGCGCCUCCCUCGGCUGCUGGACGACGCCAGGGACUCGGUCCGCGCCUCGGCGGUGGGGCUUCUCGGGACGCUGGUGCGGCGGGGCCGGGGCGGGCUCCGGGUGGGCCUCCGCGGCCCCCUGAGGAAGCUGGUGCUCCAGAGCCUCGUCCCCUUGCUGUUGCGCCUGCAGGAUCCGAGCCGUGACGCUGCUGAGAGUUCAGAGUGGACCCUGGCCCGCUGUGACCAGGCCUUGCGUUGGGGCCUGCUGGAGGACAUGGUCACUGUGGCCCACUACGACAGCCCUGAGGCCCUAAGCCGCAUCUGCCACUGCCUGGUUCAGCAGUACCCAAGUCACAUCCCCAGCUUCCUGAGCCAGACCCAGGGCUACCUGCGGAGCCCACAGGACCCCUUGCGCUGGGCAGCUGCUGUGCUCCUAGGUUUCCUCGUCCAUCACACCAGCCCCGGCCGUGUCAGCCAGGACCUGCUGGACUCCCUGUUCCAGGAGCUGGGGCAGCUGCAGAGUGACCCAGAGCCCGCCGUGGUCGCCGCGGCUCACGUGUCCGCCCAACAGGUGGCGCUGCUGGCCCGCGCACAGGCCCGGCCCCGCCGCCUGCGUCAACUCCGCCCAGGCCUCUGGCACCACACCCGGCCCCUGCCAGUCUAUGCCAACAGCCCAUUCCAGCCCCGGAGCUUUAUAGGCCGCUGGGGCUGCCUGGGACCUGGCUGAGCCUGACCCCAAGCCAGCCCGGAGGGUACCUGGGGUCCGAGUCCAACAGCACACUGCUGUGUGGCCAGUCCUGGCAGGGACGGGUCUGCGGAAGAGGUCCGCUUGAGGGCCGCCCUGCACCUGGUACUGGGUGCACACAAACCCUCCCUCUCUAGGAACGCACGCCACGGCAGCCACGUGACCUAGGACAGCCACGCCUUCUGUGCGAGCACCAUCUUGCCCUCGGCCCCCCCCCCCCCCGCUUGCCUCUUGCACCCAUGGGUCCGUCUGUCCCCACUUGGGCCUGUUGCUCUCCCAGCUCCCUAGAGUGUGCCCCGUUCCCAGCCUGGAUGGCACCUGGCCUCCCGAGCUGGGGUCCGGUGGGGGACACUGUGAAACUGGUCCGACCCUGCGAGCUGGUGCCGCGGUAGGCUGCCCGCUUCCUGGGUCUUUG
Zalophus californianus (California sea lion) is the source of this 2572-nucleotide messenger RNA. RefSeq names its product maestro heat like repeat family member 6 (gene MROH6). Gene Ontology annotation, cellular component: cytoplasm. Lineage: Eukaryota; Metazoa; Chordata; Mammalia; Carnivora; Otariidae. The record is from RefSeq and is a predicted model, not a curated record.